AUGUUCCAGUGGAAGAAAACCAUCUACAAAACAGUUUGCCUCUCCUUCUUGCUGGGGGUCACGGUGACGGUGCUGCAACGGGGAAUGGCCCCCAGCCAGUUCAUGCAGGGCCAGCAGCAGAAGGAGCUGCCCCCUCUGGAGCCCUUGAAAACGCAGAAGAGAGACAGCGCCUUCUCUCUCACCAACGCCUUCUGGAAGAGCAAGAAGGAGGGAGAUCCUGUGAAGGAGGAGGAGAGCGUGACAGCGAAGCAGGCGAAAUCCUGGGAUGUCAUCACUACCAAUUGCUCAGCCAACCAGAACUUCAGCAAAGUGGACUGGUUCAAAGGGCUGGAGCCCAACUUCCAGCAGUUCCUGCUCUAUCGGCACUGCCGCUACUUCCCCAUGCUGAUCAACCACCCCGAGAAGUGCAGCGGAGAGGUCUACCUGCUCAUCGUGGUCAAGUCCAUCAUCACGCAGCACGACCGCCGCGAGGCCAUCCGGAAGACCUGGGGCCAGGAGAAGGAAGUGGAGGGCAAGAGGAUCAGGACACUGUUCUUGCUGGGCACGGCCUCCAAGGAAGAAGAGAAAGCCAACUACCAGAAGCUGCUGGAUUACGAGAACCGCAUCUACGGAGAUAUUUUGCAGUGGGAUUUCCUGGACAGCUUCUUCAACCUCACCCUCAAGGAGGUCCAUUUCCUGAAGUGGAUGAACAUCUACUGCGACAACGUCCGCUUCAUCUUCAAAGGUGACGACGAUGUGUUUGUGAGUCCCAGCAACAUCCUGGAGUUCCUGGAGGACAAGAAGGAGGGAGAGGACCUCUUCGUGGGGGAUGUCCUCUACAAGGCCAAGCCAAUCCGGAAGAAGGAGAACAAGUACUACAUCCCCAACGCCCUCUACAACAAAAACAACUACCCACCUUACGCAGGGGGUGGGGGCUUCAUCAUGGAUGGACCCCUUGCCAAGAGGCUGCACAAGACCUCGGAGACACUGGAGCUGUACCCCAUCGAUGAUGUCUUCCUAGGGAUGUGCUUGGAGGUCCUUAAAGUAUCACCUGUGGGCCAUGAGGGUUUCAAAACCUUUGGCAUUGUGAAGAACAAGAACAGCAAGAUGAACAAGGAGCCAUGUUUUUUCCGGAGUAUGUUGGUGGUUCAUAAACUGUUGCCUCCAGAGCUGCUGAAAAUGUGGGACUUGGUCCAUAGUAAUUUGACAUGCUCCAGGAAACUCCAUGUCCUCUAG
This is a messenger RNA of Indicator indicator, 1215 nucleotides long. It is a transcript of the gene B3GNT7, whose product is annotated as UDP-GlcNAc:betaGal beta-1,3-N-acetylglucosaminyltransferase 7. The coding region runs from base 1 to 1215 and encodes 404 amino acids. Gene Ontology annotation, molecular function: hexosyltransferase activity. The record is from RefSeq and is a predicted model, not a curated record. NCBI's taxonomy places the organism in Eukaryota, Metazoa, Chordata, Aves, Piciformes, Indicatoridae. Gene Ontology annotation, cellular component: membrane. The transcript is spliced from 2 exons.